Molecule: messenger RNA, 1883 nt
Organism: Calidris pugnax (ruff)
Lineage: Eukaryota; Metazoa; Chordata; Aves; Charadriiformes; Scolopacidae
Product: tumor necrosis factor receptor superfamily member 10A-like
Exons: 9
Coding region: 1-1074 (357 amino acids)
Biological process (GO): TRAIL-activated apoptotic signaling pathway; positive regulation of apoptotic process
Cellular component (GO): plasma membrane; cell surface
Molecular function (GO): protein binding
Source: RefSeq, a predicted model, not a curated record
AUGCCGUCCCCCGGGAGCCCGGAGCAGGCCCGGGUGUUUCUUGGGGCUGUCUUGGAAAUUUCUGCAGUAGCACUGGGUAGGAGGGACAAGUUGGAUCCCUUGGACCCCGGCAGGGGAGAAGAGUAUUACUAUGUCCAGGAGAGCAACUUCUACUGCAAGAAGUGCCCUCCAGGCAAGUACGUUGCUGCUCACUGCAAGGAGCCCAAUGGCUCCAGCCUGUGUCGGCCCUGUAAAGAGGACGAAUCCAUCGGGUACCCAAACGAAUACACCGAAUAUCCAAACGACUUUUUGAAGUGUCUCCCCUGCCGGACGUGUAGGGAAGAUGAGGUGGAGACAAGUCCCUGCAGACCCACCAGCAACACCCAGUGUGCCUGCAAGAGUGGUACCUUCUGCUCCCCGGACCACCCCUGUGAGAUGUGCCAGAAGUGCCGGCCCCGGUGUUCCCAAGGCGAAGUGGAGCUGGCUCCCUGCACGCCCCACAGCGACCGUCAGUGUGGUCCCCCCACCGACACCUCGUCCGGCUCCUCCUACAACUGGAUCCUGAUCGUUGCGCUGUUGGUAGCAGCUGUGGUCGUGCUUGUUGUCUUCAUCUGCAAGAAAUACGGGUGCUACUGUUGCCCAAGGGACGGGAGGGACCUGAGCAGAAAGUCCUGCGGCGUGGUGGACUACCUGAUGCGGCGGGUGACCACCAGGUAUGAGAGAGGGAGGCCGGAGAUACAGGACAACAACCGCAACGAGAGGAAGAAUCUGGUUCCUGUGCCGGGACAAGACCCCGUUAUCCUUCUGCGUCGCUCUUUUGAGUUCUUUGCCCAAGACGUGCCCUACAAGGACUGGAAGAGGUACGGCCGAGCCCUUGAUCUGCUGGAGAACGACAUUGUCCUCGCGGAAAUGAACGACAAGUACUCUCUGGAGCCCUUCUUCCAGAUGCUCAACACGUGGCUCAACAGACAAGGGAUGAACGCCUCCGUGAACACGCUGCUGGAGACCCUGCGCCGCAUCAAUCUCGGAGGGGUUGCAGAAGACAUCUCCUCCAAGCUGGUCCAGCAGGGAUUCUUCCAGUACGAAGCGAGCUGAGGAGCAGGGCGGGCCCCACAUCUCCUCACUUCAAGCUAAAAACCAUGAAUACCUCUUCAGAAGACUUGAAGCUUUUUGUCUUUUUAUUGCUCUCCUGUGGCUCUUCUCUUUUUGAAGCCAUUGUACAGUUGGGACGAGCCCGGAGGAUGUGAUCCUCUUGCGAAGGACAAACCUCAUGGUCCUCUCUGCUGAAGCUACGGGCUCCAUGUUGGUGCUUCCUUAGGAAAACCAGUGCCUUCAUUCUACUGGACCAACCCGAAGAGCCUAAAAACAUAUCACAAGCUGCCUCUGGGACUAUCUCACUCGGAAGCACUGGUGCUCUCCAGCCAUCUUCAAGAGCGGUGCAGAAAAGGGCCUUUUUUUGCAGGAUGUAGGCAUCCCUGUGGUUUUUAACUGGAUCAUCCUUUUUUUGGGGGGGGGUCCUGGCAUCACGCAAUGGCUUCUGCUUGUAGAAGAUCUCUAAGGUGGCCAGCAAGGUCAAUACUGUAUGCUCGGUGGACAAGCAUGAGUGGGGUUCUUGGGUUCCUUUCCUCCAAGCUCUUGACUGAGUAGGGUUUUAACCGAUAGCAGUUCUGCUUGCUGUGAGGAACCAGUUUGAAACUGGACUUUGAGGGGAGGGUGGGAAUGAUUUAGAAUCACAGAAUGGUUUCGGUUGGAAAAGACCUUUUAAAAGAUCAUCAGGUCCAACCACUAACGUAGCACUGCCAAGGCCAGCACUAACCCACGUCCCUCAGCACCACGUGGGCCUGGGUUUUAAAUCCCUCCAAGGCUGGUGGCUCCACCGCUGCCCUGGGCAGCCUGGUCCAAGG